Messenger RNA from Leptosia nina, 285 nucleotides. NCBI's taxonomy places the organism in Eukaryota, Metazoa, Arthropoda, Insecta, Lepidoptera, Pieridae. The record is from the annotation of a GenBank genome assembly.
AUGUAUACCACAUGGUACAGUCGCGGUGAGGGUGGGAUGCACCAUCACCAAAUGGGGCAACUGUACCAUGCGCCACCCAUGAUUAAGACUGAAGCUGGAGUGAAUAGUGACUGCAUGAUGGCAGUGGAUUACGCGCCACCAAUUAAGCAAGUUCUGAAGUAUAUGUACGUAGAUUAUGCUAUUAUAAUACCAGCAGCCCUGGGCAUAGGAAAAAAGCACGGCGAGACGAUGCCGGCCAUAGAGAAUCGUGGUCAGCCGUGCGUUCACUUUGAAUGCAGCUUCUAG